AUGGAAGUCACUCUAAUUAUUUUCGGAAUAGCAACUGCUGUUCUAAUCGCUUUUUUCCUGCCAAAAUUCAUCAAACGGCGCCAGUUUGUCAACACGGUCAAUCGCAUUCCGGGCCCCAAAUCUUACCCAAUUAUCGGUACCAUGUGGGACUUUAUUGGAGCAAAUCGUGAGGAUAUUUUCGACCUCAAGAGAAAAUAUUCGAAACAGUUUGACGGCAUCUAUCGCCUCUGGACCGUAGGCUUCGCUGACAUCAAACUCGAACGCCCGGAAUACAUCGAGCAACUCCUCAAAUCUCCCGUGAAUAUUGCAAAGAGCCCGUAUUACGAAAUGGAAUUGAAAAAGUGGUUGGGAAAUGGACUUUUAACGUCGUUCGGUCAAAAGUGGUUUUCACACCGAAAACUCAUCUCUUCAUCGUUGCAUAUGAGCGUGUUGGAGGGAUUUAUCGAGGUUUUUGUCGAAAAAAGUCAGAUUAUGGUGGAAAAGUUGGCGGAAUUCGGAGAUACGGGAAAAGUAGUUGAUGUGUUUGACCACGUGCUAAAUUGUGCGUUAGAUAUCAUUUGCGAAACUUCAAUGGGAGUUCAUUUGAGCGAAGAUGAAAGAAUUAAAUACAUAACCGCUAUUCAAGAGAUUCUUGCUGUAAAUACGCAACGAUUUUUGAAUCCCUUUUUGCACAACGAAUGGAUUUUCGCACUCACGAGUUAUGGAGCCCGAAGUCGUAAAGCACUCAAAACCCUUCACGACUUCACGGACAAAGUCAUUGAGGAAAGAAUGGAGAUGCGAAAGCAAAUUUCCACAGAUGAGGCAGAUUUUGAACACGUUUUCGGAAAAAAACAUCGCAAAGCAUUUUUGGAUCUCUUUUUGGACGAAUUCAACAAAGGAGAAUUUUUCACAAAAACCGACGUCAAAAACGAAGUUGAUGCCUUUAUGUUUGCCGGACACGACACUACAGCAAUUACUACUGCAAACGCUCUUUAUUUUAUCGGUCUGUAUCCGGAAGUGCAAGAAAAACUUUACCAAGAGCAACUUGAAGUCUUUGGAAACUUUGAGGAACUUCCAACGAUGAAGACUUUGAACGAACUUCAGUACAUGGAUCGCGUCAUGAAGGAAUGCAUCCGUUUAAUUCCCACAGUAACGCAGGUUUCGCGUCGCGUUUCCGAAGAAUUUGAAGUUGCCGGUUAUACAAUUCCCGUGGGAGCGACUGUUUCUAUUGGAAUCUAUGCAUGCAGUCAUGACGAGAGAUAUUUUCCGGAUCCAGAAAAGUUUGAUCCCGAUAGAUUUUUGCCGGAAAACAAGGAAAAACUUCAUCCGUUCUCGUUUAUUCCUUUUAGUGCUGGCGUUCGUAACUGCAUUGGACAAAAAUACGCACAACUCAAAGAAAAAAUGCUUUUGUUGAUGAUGAUUCGCAACUUUAAAUUCACGUCAGUUGAUUCGCGUGAAAACAUGAAAUACGCUGGUGACAUUCUCUCUAAGCCCAUUUAUGGUGUCAAGCUACUUUUGGAGAAGCGUCAUUGA
Culicoides brevitarsis is the source of this 1512-nucleotide messenger RNA. Its product is annotated as cytochrome P450 4C1-like. The transcript is spliced from 4 exons. NCBI's taxonomy places the organism in Eukaryota, Metazoa, Arthropoda, Insecta, Diptera, Ceratopogonidae. Bases 1 to 1512 code for a protein of 503 amino acids. The record is from RefSeq and is a predicted model, not a curated record. Gene Ontology annotation, molecular function: iron ion binding; oxidoreductase activity, acting on paired donors, with incorporation or reduction of molecular oxygen; heme binding.